Molecule: messenger RNA, 9147 nt
Organism: Homarus americanus (American lobster)
Lineage: Eukaryota; Metazoa; Arthropoda; Malacostraca; Decapoda; Nephropidae
Product: golgin subfamily A member 1-like
Exons: 15
Coding region: 124-2379 (751 amino acids)
Cellular component (GO): Golgi apparatus
Source: RefSeq, a predicted model, not a curated record
UAUUUAUUUGCCCAACAUGAGAGGUUCCGAACACUUGUUGACGUCGGAAGACUGGCUAUGGCACCCAGCAGCUGAUGUCCUGGAGAGCACUUCUUACCUUGGCACUGAUCAAAGGCUGGCAAGAUGUUUGUGAAUUUGAAAAGUAAAAUUGGUGAUGUGACAGACCUGAAAAAAUUAAGCUCUCCACAAGCCUUGGCAUCUGUGAGUGGUUCUCGGCAACGUUCCUCACAGCACACCCCUGGUAGUCUAACUCCUAGAUCUCGUCACUCACGUCAAGCCUCCACUGCAUCGCUCCAAGCAGUUGGACUACCUAUAUCACCUCCUCAGUCCCCAACAGAUCAAGAAUUGCCCACAAAUAGUCAUGAUCGGGUGCAAGAGUUGGAACGUGAAAUUGCAAAAUUACGAACUGCUCUGGAAACACAGCAAGAUGCUGCACUUGAACGAUUGAAUACACGAGAGCAGGAAUGGAGAGGGAAGUUGCAGGAAGAACGUGACAAAAUAAGUGUGAUGGCAGCAGACCUAGAAGCAGCUGGGGAGAGGGAGAAAAAACUCCAGGAGAAAGUGGAAGAUUCUAGUAUUGGCAAGAAACAAACUACAGACCAGCUGAAACAAGCACAAGCAAGAGUGAAGGGGCUUGAGGCAAGAAUAUGUGAUAUGCAAGAGAACUAUGACCAAAUGGAAGGACUUAAUGCCCAGGAGAUGGCCAAGAUCAAACACAUGUUGUUAAAUACCAAUAGUGAAUUGGAGCAAGUACAGUCAGAACUUAUUAAAAAAACUGAAGCCCUCUCCAGUGUUGAGUCUCGUCUUAGUUGGGCAUCUGCCCUAGAAGAACGCAUCAGAAUUUUGAGUGAGGAAAAGACAGAGUUAGAAACUCAGGUAGCUGGGUUGAAUCAAAAGCUGAAUGCUGCCAAUGCCAGAUAUACAGCUCUUGAGGAAGCAAAACUUGAGGAAAGUCAGCAUCUUCAGCAUCGUGUCAUAACACUGGAACAACGCCAUUCUCAGACUGCACUUCAGGAGACUGACAAAGUGCAAGCACUUAUUAAAGAGAGAGAGAAUAUGGAGCACCAUCUGGAGGAGGCAAGGCAACAGCUUAACAACAUAAAGGCAUCCUGGAGUGACAAAAUCACAGCUUUGGAAAAUCAGAUCCACCAUCUCAAUGCCAAGAUUGCUGAAGAUCAGUCUGAUCUUCAAGAAGCUGAGGAAAAUAAUGAAAUGCUCAAAUCAGAACUUAGUGCCUUGAGAGAUGAAAACAGUUCCCAGAAGUCAGAAUAUUUGGAGAUGGAGAGAAAAUUGCAGGCAGAGAUAUCUCAGUUAAACGAAGAUUUGGACACUCUUCGGUGGCAACUGAAUAAUACAACCUUGGAAAAGGAUGAACAAAUAAAGUCUUUGCAGGAGAAACUUGCAUCGGAAGAAGAAAAACAUCAUUCAUGUGCAAGUGUACUUCAGUCUAAGCUGGAGACAAUAGCCUCUUUAGAACAAAAUUUAAUGGAUAUUGAAUCUGAAGUGAUAGUAGUGAAAGGAAAUUUUACUACAACUCAGUCAGACUUGCUCUUGGCACAAACUGAAAAGAAAUCCCUCCAGGAAACUCUGCAGCUGGAACGGACUACUGUCGAAGCUUUAGAAAAGGGCAAGUCAGAGCUGCAAUCUAAAUUGGAUACAGUGAGUUGUGAAAAGACAAGAUUGUCCCAGAAUUUAGAUGAAUAUGCUGAAAAAGUUAUUACCCUAGAGAUGAGUGUUAAGACAUUGGAGGAAGAGGAUGAGAAGAAGGCAGCAAAGAUUAAAGAGAUAGAGGCAAAGCAUGAUGAAGUUAUCCAUGAACGUGAAGCACUCCUGAAACAAUUGGAAAAUGAAGAAGAGGAUCUUGUGCAUAAAAUUGAAGGAUCAGAUGUAGUGAAGGCACUUAGAGAGGAAGUGAAAACCCUAGAAGAUGAGGUCUUGGAAAAGAAGCAAGCCCUAAAAGUUCAAGGCCAGAGACUUGCUGAUAUGAAGAAGACAAUCCAAAGAGAGCUAAAACUAUCAGCAGACUCAACGGACUCGAUAGCUGACCCUCGCAUUGAUUCCAGAAUAAGAGAUUCAUCUCCAGCAACUAAUGCAAAUUCCUCAGAAAAUAACUCUUCUAUAGGGCCAGUGGCAACCAAUGGCAGUGAUAACGGUGGAGCUGUGAACAACACAUACCUCAAGCAUGUUAUCAUCAAAUAUCUUACCUCUAGGGAAUAUGAGGCUGUGCAUCUCACUCGUGCUGUAGCCACCUUGCUUCAAAUGACUUCUGAAGAAGAGAGGCUUCUGCGUGAAACUUUAGAGUGGAAAAUGUCUUGGUUUGGAUCAAAACCUAACUUAGGUAAGGGCCAGAAUGCUAAGACAAUCCCUCCAUCUCAAUGACACUCUUGGUGGUGGUCAUAGCAGCAGAUGUGAUUGGUAAUAUCAGCAAUUAUCAUCCAUACUGGUGGUUGUAGCAGGAGAUAUGCUUGAUACUUACAGCUCUUGUUACUGUCAGUGGUGGUCAUUGUAGCAGCUGGGGAUGGUAAUGCCCAUGACAGUGGUCGUACUUGCAAUUGCGAUUGGCAAUGUCAGUUAUUUUGAGCCUCAAGGGUGCUCAUAGUGUUUAGCAGAAGUGACUGGUAUUAUCAGCUAUUAUCACCCUUCCUAGGCAGUGAUUAUGCUGGUAAUAUCAGCUGAAAAAAUGUUUGGGUUCAUAUAAUGAAUUGGGUAUAUGUUCAGAAGUAAAAUGGAAUUUCUAAACAUUGCUGACUAAUUCCAAGAAUAGAAGUGUGUCUGUAGUGUUCAGGAAUUACCAGUGUGCAAUAAGCUGAUACUACUCUUGUGACAUUGGGAAAUUAUUUCUUUAGUAUAUAUAUUAUAUUUUAUGGUUUUUAUGGCAUCUUUUUUUCAAAAAGAAAAUAUAAAUUUAUUAAUCAUGCUUUUUUUUAACAAAGAAUUGGUGUUAUAAAGUUUAAUUCAGAGAAUAUUUAACUAUUAUGCUAGGAAUGUUACAUGUUUUCUAAGGAGGCUAGAUCCUUAUGCAGAAAUUGCUCGGUUUAAGUUGCAUUUUAUUUUUUUAUACUCCUUUAAAUUUAAAAACAUGUUUAUAAUUGCACACCAGAAACUUUACCUGAUUAAUGGCUUGACUUUUAUGCACCCUCACUAGAAGAAAUCUAAUGUGUAAUGUUAUAUCUGAAGAAAUUACGAAUGAUUGUAUACAUAUACGGAAGAAUUUGUAUUACUUUUUUUCAUAUUUAAUUAUAAUAAUGUUGCAUUUCUCGUAAAACACUAGAGGAUGGGAGAUAUAUUGGUUAGAAUGUGAAUUUCAUUAAUCAUUUGUGUUAAUCAGAUAGAUUAAUUAUUACAAAAAGACAAUUUACAGUAUAAAAGUAAAAAUUACCCAUAUGCUGAUAAACCAGGUAGAUGGAAUACAGAUUACCUUUUCUGGACUCUUCAUCACCCUACAGUGUAGUUAGUUACUUAUUAUCCAAAAUUAUGAAGGCAAUGCAAAUUAAAGCAUUUGGUAUAUUUUACCAGAAGUGUUGGUCCCCAUUCACACCUGGGGUGAAUGGAGCCUAUAUGGUAAGAGUCUUCCCUUGAAGAUGAUGCCUUGGCCAAGGUCUGGUAAGGCAGAUUUGGGUAAAAUUCUCUUGCCCAUGAAAACACCACCCUGUCAGUUGCAUAGUCUUAGGUGUCUUGAUAAGUUUAAUAUGUUACACACUAGCUUGUUGAUCUCUGGAUUAAAAACUUGAGUACUUAAUGUGAAAAUGGGUUCAGUAGGCCUUACAGCUCAGUAGGAGCAGUGCAGAUAGAGCACUUUGUGUACUCGAUCUUCCCGAUAUGUAAGGAGACAGCACGACUGGCACAGUACUAUACUUGACCAUUUUCAUUUCCCCCAAUUGUAAAGUAUCUACCGUAUUCACAGCUGAGUGAACCAGUGACUCUUAGGACUAUAGGUGAAUGCCGCAUCCUUUUGGAUGAUGCUGCCUUUAUUACUUAUCAUGACAUACACCACAGAUAAUGAAAGUAUACUUUAUUUGAUAAAGUGUAAAAUUAUAUUACCCAAAAUACACAGUAGUAUAUCACUUUAUUAGACUAAUUAUUUGAUGGUCCAAAACAUUUGAAAUUACAGUAUAACAAAGUGUAUGCCACUGCCCACCAAAGAAUAACAAAACCUUGAUUUGUAUGAGACAGACACUAGUUCAAGAAAGAUGGGUGAGGAUUGUCAUUGAAUAUGGAUGACAAUGAGGAUGUGUACCUCUACUAUGCCGGGAUUGUGGUGAGUCAUCGAAUGUUGAGAAAUAAGAUAAUGUGUACUUACUCAACACAUAUAUUGUAGUUGAUUGUGAUGAUGUAUGCUUUGCUGGUUUUGGAGUGAUACAUAAAUAUUUGGGUGACUUGUGAUAAUUAUUGAGUGACAAAGGACAUAUUUGCCCAGAGCUGCUCAGUGUUGUAACCCAGGUAUUUGUUGGUAGCCAAUUAAUUUUCUGUGCUCUUCAGUUCUCAUUGAAAUACAAGUUGAUUUGGCAUGCAAGGAGAAUCAUAAUUUGCCCUUGCAGUUAAUAGUUAUUUUAGUUUAACCCCUGGGCAUCGGGCUAUGGUCAGGAACCCCCCCACUGCCCCAUGUGGGCCUAUUCAUGAACAUUUAAAAAACAAAUAAAAAGCCUUUCUAGUCUUAAAAACUGGUCAUGCAUGAUAUAAAGAGGAAAUAAAUAUAUGAAAUAUAUGUCCUUACCACAGAUUGGUAACAACCCUAUUGAGCAGUGACAACAAUGGUGCUUGAGAGAUGGCGAGUGCUGACAACAUUUUUAGGAAGAGCGGGUCAGCAGGAACGAUAAGCUGUUACCGCUUUGUAAACAAGGGACUGAGAAUAUACUGUGGCGCAGUAGCUAUCUGGGAUCGAGUGUGGUAUUUUUGGGGGAAAAUUUAUUAUUUUUUGAUAAUGCUUAUUAACCCCUCACCAAACGAAGCUAAAUCGUAUGGGAUUAUUGUGAAAUUGCAUACUGUACUGUUGUUAUAAAGGGAUUGCAGGCUGUCAAGUGGGAGUCGGUGAGUUGUCCUCCCUCUCUACCUCCUUCCCUCCUCCUCCACCUCCUCUUCCAGGCUUCACACCAAGCAUAGUUUUGUAAAGUAUCUUAAUAUAAUCUAUAUUCUAUUUCUAUACUACUGUAAUUCAUUCAUCUUAAUCUACAGACACUCCCCGGGUUACAGAACACUUGAUUAACAGAAAUUCGAGGAUACGGAAUGCCUCCCAUAAGUCUCAUUAUAAAAAUUUUUGGGUUGUACAAGAGUGUCUGUUAUUACGUAGGGUAACUAGUAUGGCGUAACAACACUAUUUGCAGAGGAUUAUGAGUAAGGCGGCUAAGCUCAUCCCUUUGUGAGACUUAUCUUUGUGUUCUAUGUUCAAUACAGUACAGGGUACAGUACAUAUUUACCUUAUGGAAGGGUCAUUUUUGGUUUACGGAAAAUUCAGCUUACGGAUAGGGUCCAGGAACGGAACCUUUCCUUAAACUAGGGAGUGUCUGUAUAUCAUAAUAUAUUACUAUGAUAAUACAGGAAUUGACUUUUUGGAACUGCUCGGUUAUUUGAGAUUCUUUCUGAAUUCAAAUCGUUCAAUUCAUUAAAAAAAGAAAACAAAAUUAAGCCAAAAUACAAAUUAUAGCGAUCCUAGUUAACGAGGGUACAGUCUACUGUAUUGAUAAAAUAUUAUUAUUGUUUUCACAGAUUUUGAAAUUAAUUUUGGACAAAUUUAACCAAAGUUUUGAGGUAACAUGCCUCAUGCUGCUUGUUGUCAAAGGGGCCUACAAGUUGCAUCAGGCAUAAGUCACCUCAAAACUUUGGUUUAAUUUGACCAAAAUUAAUUUCAAUACCUUUGUGAAAAUAAAAAUAAUACUUUAUUAAUACAGAUUUAUAUAAACAAAGAUAUCAAGGUAAUGUGAUUUUUAUUUAUUAGACAAAACUGUUAUUAUUUAUGAGCUCACUACUUCUGGCAAAUGUUGUGACUCACUAGAAGCUGCUGGGAUUUAAACUAACCCGUGUAAAUCACAUUAGACUGUAUUAAAGGUAUUUAUUUAUUUAAAGUAUGCAUACAAUGAUGUUUUAUUUUUAGCCCUUAACCCUUACGCCCCGGGUGACGUUCCAGAACGCCCGACCGGCACGCCUUUUCCCGCCACUGUUUAAAUGCCCAGCGCAGGUUAUCAGGUUCCAGUGUGACUAUAUGCCUGUCACGCCACACGCUCGGCCACAGGGAAGCUUCCUGAAUGUGUGUGAGUAAGCUGCGUAGAUUUGUGGCAUGGUGUGGAGUCGGCUUGGAAUUGAGGUGGUCCGGCGGUGGGUUCGGUCAGGCGAAAUAAAUGUCUUUAAGGAAUUUCUUGUUGUAUUUUUGGGGCUGUAGUUCCGUUCCUUAUAUUUCCUAUUGAAAUAUAUAGUACAAUACAAUAUAAAGUGAUUCAAUAUUUACAUCAAAUAUGACCCCCCAUAGCAAAUGAGUUUGACACCCCUGCUGUAGAAUGUACUACAACAUGUUCCAGUGUUGGUCAAGUUUGGGCUUAAAGGAGCUCAUGCUCAGUGUUGUCACAGCAUUCUCUGGCAGGUUAUUACAACAUUUCACAUCUUUUACUGUCACAACAUUUUCUGGCAGGUUAUUACAACAUUUCAGAACCAGAGACGGAUAUAAGGGGGGUGACCAAGGCAAAAGCCCAGGGCCCCCACAAAACAGAUGCCCCUUUAGAAAUCAUCAUUAAACAUUUGGAAGACUUACCAUAACUUAAAUACCAUAUUUUCUGUAUUUGGAUAAUUAAUCCAUUGUAUGAGAAUGUCUUGCCAUUAAUAAAACACAAAAAUAUAAACUAAAACAUUUUUGUGACCAUGAAAAAUGCUCUCAGUGUAAUACUGCAUAUGCUAAUAAAAGAGUGAUGGUUAAACUAUCUAAUAAACUCAGUCUGCGACUUGCAUGUUGGAGGACCAUUUGUCAUUUGUGUUUUUCAUUUUUGCGAAUAAAAAAAUUUGUCAGAAUUUGAUGAUACAGUUCCACUUUUUUUGCUAAUCAUCAUCAUCAUCAGACAGAUUUAGGGGAGGGCUUUCCCAAGAAUCCAGAUUAAGCCUAGUGAACCACAGAAAAUUUGAGUGAUAUCUAUAUUUUUUAUAAAUGUAUAUUUUUAAGAUUCUGAAGAAGAAAACGACUAUCAUAAGUUGAUGAUUCUUAAUUUGUUUUGUUAUUGAUAUUGUUGACCAUAAUCCUAGAGAGUUGGGAUAAAUUCAAUGGCAUUUAUCAAAAAUAACAAAAGAUGCAUAAAGUUCAUGUACAGUACCUAUACUGUAUGUCUUUUGUAUAAUGCAUAUGGUACAGUACAGUAUACAGCAUUUCAUUAAACUUGUCAGUCAAUAAUUUGACGAUGAAAUUUUGAUGGCAAGGGCCCCCCAUAAAUUUGUUGCUGCAGGGCCCUGACAACUCUAAAUCCAACUCUAUUCACAACAUUCACUGGCAGUUUAUUACAACAGUUCACAACUCAUACAGUCACAACAGUCUCUGGCAGGCUAUUACAACAUAUUACAACUCUUACUCCAAAGAAGUUAGCUCUGACAAUUGUCUGUACUUGUGGUUUCUUUAACUUGAGACUGUGACCCUUAGUGUCAGAAGACCAUUAAAUAUGUUUUCAAUGUUUCAUUUCUUAGAAAAGCAUUAAUUAAUUUUAAUGUUUCAUUAAAUAUGUUUUUAAUGUUUUGUUGCAAAUGUAGACAAUCGAUGAGUUGAUGAAAACGAAGUGCCCUCGCUCUCAAAAGAUUACGGCAUGGGUGGAUGUGUCGUCUGUUAUUACAAGCGAGUAACUACGUAGAUGAUGCACAAUUUCUGUCACCCCGAGUUCUAUUGCUCUAUCAGUCACCUUGUGUUAACAACUGCAGUCCAGGAAGCAGUUUUUCAAACUCAAAGUGAGUUGUUAUAAUUUGUUUAAAAGUGUUGAAAUAUGGAGUAAGUUUUGAAGUAAAAAAAAAAUGGGUGUUUUAGGAAUUUUUGGUGUACAGGUACUGUAUGUUUUGGGGCUGUGGUCCCAUACCAUGUAUUUCACACCAAAAUACACAGAGCAAUUUAAUGCGAACCAAUUUUGUGCAAUAAUUCCCGGUCCUACUCUCACAUUAAAUCGGGGGUCUACUGUAUACUGCUGGUGUCCAUUCCUCGUUGAUAUUUGUAAAUAUUUAGUAAACAAUCUCUUGAUGAAACAAUUUUAUAUAUUGUUUCAAUAAACUUAUUAUAAAUUUAAGCCAAAUUAGUGCAUAAUAUUAAUGGCAUUUCUUUCUUCAGUUUGUACGAUGUGAAUUAACUAUACAGUGCAGUAUCUAGUAUCAGAUAUUGUGGUGCAGUAAUUAUCCCUUUUCUCUUCUAGUCUGAAUCUUCAUAGUACUUCUUAUUGGAUCAAUAACAGAUUUUUCAUAAGUAGUUUAACCUUAAUUUUUAGUAUAGAAAAUAGUGCUUAGCUACUAAAUUUAAGCCGUUUUAAGAAAGUUGGAGGGCAUGCUUGCCAGGUUACAUGUGUAUGUUUCUGGAAAAGUAAAUUAUCUUAACAGAGAAAUUGUUACAUUAUAAUCUGUAAAAGUUUGCUAGUGAUAUUUUCUUCAGGAAAAUAACAUUGGUGGUUAGCUGUGACAAGUAAAGCUGGCAACUCAUAUAUAUGGUGGUCAAAAAUUAAUGUGCACAAAUUUUGGCCAAAUGUUAUUUGAUCACUAAAUUGUUGAUGAAUGUCAAGUGACAAAUUUAUGUAGACAGCUUUCUAUUCAUAAGUUUUUAGCAUUGACAUUAGCAUAAUAUGUGUAUAGUAAUCUUAUUUUUACUCUGGGAAAUUAAUAGAUCCAAUAUUUAUUUCACCAGUCCCAUGUCCCAUGUCUCAAAUUUUAUCAGAAAAUCCAAAUCAUGAAAUGGAAAAUUUUCACGACUAAAAAGUGUGACUAAAAACAAUGGGUUCUGUACUAUAUGUAUGGGUGGAGAAAACAUUGUUUUUACAAGGAAUUUAUUUAGCCUCACUAAAGUAUACUAUUGAAGUUAUUGAAUGAAGACAUACAUUUGUUUGUCAAUCUUGGGACAAUUGGAUGGGCUAUCAAAAUAGUCUUGUCAACUCAAGUUCAAUUUAUUUAAUGCAAAAAAAAAAAAAUUGCAUUUCUUUGGUCAAGUGCUCA